Molecule: messenger RNA, 2313 nt
Organism: Fraxinus pennsylvanica
Lineage: Eukaryota; Viridiplantae; Streptophyta; Magnoliopsida; Lamiales; Oleaceae
Source: the annotation of a GenBank genome assembly
AUGAGGUCGACAUCGAUUUGCCCGGAGAAUUCCACCGCCGCUCCUCAAUCGACGUCCAAUUUCCAACCGAUCCUUCCUCAUGUGGGGCCCACUCCCCAUGCGAAUUCUAAACAAAGUAAUGUAUUUCAACUGUUAGCUCGGAGGGAGGUGUCUCCACGCACAAAGCGAUCCCUCAGAAGCUUCUGGGGAGACACUUCAAGAUGUCAGCAUGAAUCCUCUGGAUUAAAAUGUGAAGCUGCAAAAGACGCAAGACAAGAACUUCUUUCAUGGGUAGAGGCACAGUCAUUGCUACAUUUAUCAGCCAAUUAUUGUUCACUGUUACCUCCACCCAGGUCAACCAUCGCAGCAGCUUUUAGUCCUGAUGGGACAACACUUGCUUCUACCCAUGGAGACCAUACUGUAAAAAUAAUCGACUGCCAAACUGGAAAAUGCUUAAAGGUGUUGAGUGGUCAUCGGAGGACACCUUGGGUGGUUAGGUUCCAUCCACUCCAUCCUGAAAUUCUUGCAAGUGGAAGUUUAGACCAUGAAGUUCGGUUGUGGGAUGCAAACACUGCUGAGUGUAUAGGAUCUUGUGACUUCUACCGUCCUAUAGCUUCUAUUGCCUUCCACGCAGAAGGAGAAAUUUUGGCUGUGGCUUCAGGCCACAAGCUCUUCAUAUGGCACUACAACAGGAAAGGGGAUGCUUUUUCACCAACAAUUAUACUUAAGACUCGCCGUUCACUCAGGGCUGUGCAUUUCCAUCCACAUGCUGCGCCAUUUCUUCUAACUGCCGAGGUCAAUGAUCUCGACUCAUCGGACCCCUCAAUGAUGCUUGCAACUUCUCCUGGCUACUUGCGCUACCCUCCUCCUACAAUAUAUUUGGCAGAUGCUCACACAGCUCAUCGAUCUAAUUCAGGAAAUGAGCCCAUUAUGUCUAUACCCUCUCUGAUUUGGCCUCCAAUUGGCCGAGUUGAUGCGAGGUUACCUUCCCAACAUACUGGUGCAGUCAUGAGCUCUGGCGUUCCACAACAGAGUGUGCAUUCUUCUUCCUCCAUACGGCUUCUCACGUAUUCAACUCCAUCUGGACAGUAUGAACUAGUGUUGUCUCCAAUUGAAUCUAAUAGCUCUCCUCUGCGAGAAGGGUCACAAACUAAUUCUUUAACGACAGAAAUGGAAAUUGCUGUUUCUCAGACUGCAGUGGAUGCAAUGGAUACAGAUGUUCACCCUGAUGAGAUAAACAAUCAACUUUUUCCAUUUGGUGACCCAGCAUAUUGGGAACUCCCAUUCUUGCAAGGGUGGUUAACUGGUCAAAGCCAAGCUGGCCAAUGGUCAAUGCACUCACGAAAUGGAGGUGCUACUGAUGGUAUUUCUUCUUAUGGGGAAACAGGGAGUCAAACUUCAAUGGCUUCACCGGCAAUUGUAAAUAGUGUUAGUAGUUCAAGGGUUGGUGGAAGAUCUGGGUCACGUCACCGUUCUUCACGCUCCCGCACAAUACAAGCAAGUGGAUCUGGUGAUGGUGCUGCUUUUAACAGUGCCCCUCGUGAGCAGAGCAAUUCACAACCUUUCAUGAGCCAAGUCCAGUCCGAGGUAGCCACAUCACUAGCUGCAGCUGCUGAGUUACCUUGUACUGUGAAGCUUAGAAUAUGGUCUCAUGACAUGGAAAAUCCUUGCGCACUUCUUGAUACAGAGAGGUGUCGCUUAAUUAUUCCUCAUGCUGUACUUUGUAGUGAAAUGGGUGCCCACUUUUCUCCAUGUGGAAGAUUUUUAGCUGUCUGUGUAGCAUGUAUCCAGCCAAACACGGAAGCUGACUCAGGUUUUGAAGGCCAGGUUCAGCCUGAUGUUAGAGGGGCCUCAACAUCUCCAACUAGACAUCCCAUUUCAACCCAUCAAGUUAUGUAUGAACUAAGAGUAUAUUCCCUUGAAGAGGCAACAUUUGGCUCAGUUCUAACCUCACGGGCUAUCAGAGCUGCUCAUUGUUUGACUUCAAUACAGUUCUCUCCUACCUCAGAACAUUUGUUACUUGCCUAUGGACGGCGCCAUAGUUCACUUCUUAAAAGUGUGGUGAUUGAUGGAGAUACAACAGUUCCAAUAUACACAAUUCUGGAGAUUUACAAAGUUUGUAAUAUGGAACUUGUAAGAGUUCUUCCAAGUGCAGAGGAUGAGGUCAAUGUAGCUAGUUUCCAUCCUUCAGUUGGCGGUGGCCUUGUAUAUGGAACAAAGGAAGGGAAGCUGAGAAUUCUUCAGCCCGAUAAUUCUCACAGCUUGCAUUACGACAGAUCCUAUUUUCCUGAUGAUAAUAUGUAUGAGGUUCCAUCCUAUGCAUUAGAAGGCUGA